Salvia splendens (bonfire salvia) is the source of this 903-nucleotide messenger RNA. RefSeq lists its product as uncharacterized. Bases 29 to 748 code for a protein of 239 amino acids. The transcript has a single exon. The record is from RefSeq and is a predicted model, not a curated record. NCBI's taxonomy places the organism in Eukaryota, Viridiplantae, Streptophyta, Magnoliopsida, Lamiales, Lamiaceae.
CGUAAAACUGGAUAGACAGAGAGAGAGAAUGGAACAACCACGUUCCUCCCCUCAAAAUCACUCAACAACCAAUUCACCGGAAUUCGAGUUUUGGAUGCUCCGAAACCCUUCUUUACCUCAGCCCAAUCUUCCCUCCGCCGACGAGCUCUUCUCCGGCGGCUUCCUCCUCCCCCUCCAUCUCCCCGCCGAGCCACAGCCUCCGCCGAAACCCACCGCAGCAACUCAACCGGAGUCGAAGCGGUGGAGACAUCUAUUCAAGAAGAGUGGUGGGGCAGUGAAUAAUGUGGUGAGUGCGGCCGAGCUCAACAUCAACAUAUGGCCGUUCUCGAGGAGCAGGUCCGCCGGCUCCCGGCCGUACGCGGCGGCUCGGAAAGCGAGCAGCGCGCCGUGCUCGAGGAGCAACUCGGCGGGGGAGUCGAAGUCGAGGAGAUGGGCGCAUAGCCCUAAUAGAGCGGGGGUGCACUUGCGAAGGAGCAGCCCCGUGUGGCAGCUCCGCGGUGGGCGGGAAAAGGUGGCGAAAAGAGAUGGGAAUUAUGGUUUGACGAAAGUUGGGGGCUCGAAGGCGAGAGUGUUGAAUUUGAAUGUGCCUACGUGUAUUGGCUACCGGAAUCGUUUGAGCUGUGGUUAUGGUGAAGGCCGGGCUGCCGCGGGCAGUGGUGGCGGCUGCGGAGGAAGCGUUUCGGGUGAAGUGAUACGGCGGAGUCACUUGUUUAGUAUUAGGAGCUUUUUUACCAAGAAAGUUCAUUAAUUUAGUUUUUGAGUAGUGUAGUGUGUAUGUUGGAGUAUAUGUUAGUAUCUAAUGUUUUGAAUUAAAUACCAUGUACAUUGUGACAAAUGUGAUUAUUUGGUGUAUAUUUCAAUACAUGAGAUGAGUUCAUAAUUUUGUCUUGGGAUUAUAUUCUU